AUGACUAAUUCAAAAAAUGAUCAAAACAAGGAGAAAAGUGACAGGAAUUCGAACCGAAGUCCUCCUCGAAAUGAGAGAAUUCAAAAGAAAGUUGAAAAAGAGGAAAUGACACUAGAUGUGACUCAAGAAAUGUCUGAAAAAUCAUCACAAAACUUCCAAAUUGAUAAAGAAAAAGGAAGUGAACAACACCAGAAUAAGAUCAUUUUAUCGGGUUACUCGACGAGGAGAGUCAGAUAUAAAAAGAGUGAACCAGAUGAGAAAUCAGUGAAUAUCGAUGCGGAUCUGGUGAGAAACAAUGAUAAAACAUUGAGAGAUGAGGACUGGUUUCUUGAGAAAAUUGAAAAGUGCAAGUGA
Molecule: messenger RNA, 354 nt
Organism: Caenorhabditis remanei
Lineage: Eukaryota; Metazoa; Nematoda; Chromadorea; Rhabditida; Rhabditidae
Exons: 3
Coding region: 1-354 (117 amino acids)
Source: RefSeq, a predicted model, not a curated record